Rubroshorea leprosula is the source of this 5951-nucleotide messenger RNA. NCBI's taxonomy places the organism in Eukaryota, Viridiplantae, Streptophyta, Magnoliopsida, Malvales, Dipterocarpaceae. The record is from the annotation of a GenBank genome assembly.
CAGUCUUUGCUCCAUAGAAAGUAACCCUCGGCAUCCUCCUCUGCAGGUACGCUUAGAAACCCUAGAAUUUGUUCUGCUUUCGUUUCUGCACUGUUUAUUAUCUGAACUGAGAGGAAUAUUGCUGUAUUUGUCUGCGUAUUUACGAUUGUGUGGGUGUGGUGUAUGAGGGAGAGGAAUAGAUUAUAUGUGUAGGUUUGGUGAUGGUAGUGGCGAUGGGGAAGGGGAGACCUAGAGCAGUUCAAACAGGGCAAAGCUUGGGUGUGUCGUGUAGUGGAUCGAUUAUUAUACCGGAGGGGCCUGUUUUUCACCCUACUGAAGAGGAAUUUAGAGACCCAUUAGAGUAUAUAUAUAAGAUUAGACCUCAGGCUGAGCCUUAUGGAAUUUGUAAGAUUGUUCCACCUAAGGGUUGGAGCCCUCCAUUUGCAUUGAACUCGGAUUCUUUUACGUUUCCCACGAAAACACAGGCGAUUCACCAACUGCAGGCGCGUCCUGCGUCUUGUGAUUCCAAGACUUUUGAGUUGGAGUACAGUAGGUUCUUAGAGGGACAUUGUGGCAAGAAGUUAACGAAGAAGGUUGUUUUUGAAGGAGAGGAGUUGGAUCUAUGUAAAUUGUUUAAUGGUGCAAGGAGGUUUGGGGGUUAUGAUAAGGUUGUGAAGGAUAAGAAAUGGGGGGAAGUUUUCAAGUUUGUGAGGGCAGGACGGAAGGUUUCGGAGUGUGCCAAGCAUGUUUUGUGCGGGUUGUAUAGAGAUCACCUAUGUGAUUAUGAGUGCUAUUAUAACCGGCUGAACAGAGACAGGGUUAAGAGUUGCAAGAGAAGGAGUCAUGAGGAUGUAAAGAGAGAUGAGGUUCAGUUGAUGAGCUCCAAGAGGAGACGAAAGAAUGGGUAUGGUAAUAAAGCUUAUCUUUGUAAGAUGGAGGAGAAGGAGGAUGAGCAUGAUCAAAUAUGUGAACAAUGUGAAAGUGGCUUGCAUGGGGAAGUAAUGCUUUUGUGUGAUAGAUGCAAUAAAGGAUGGCACAUUUAUUGUCUAUCACCGCCAUUGAAGCAGGUUCCACCAGGGAACUGGUAUUGCUUAGAGUGCUUAAAUUCUGAUAAGGAUAGUUUUGGUUUUGUUCCUGGCAAACAGUAUUCUCUGGAAGCAUUUAGGCGUGUGGCUGAUCGAGCCAAGAGGAAAUGGUUUGGUUCAAGGCCUGCGUCGAGGGUACAAAUGGAAAAAAAAUUUUGGGAAAUUGUGGAAGGAUCAGCAGGUGAGGUUGAAGUUAUGUAUGGCAGUGACCUGGAUACCUCUGUCUAUGGAAGUGGUUUUCCUCGUUUAAAUGACCAGAGACCAGAGUCUAUUGAGGCUAAGUUGUGGGAAGAAUAUUGCAGUAACCCAUGGAAUCUCAACAACUUGCCCAAGUUGAAAGGUUCAAUGCUUCGUGUUGUUAAUCAUAAUAUUACUGGUGUGAUGGUUCCCUGGCUGUAUAUUGGGAUGCUAUUCUCAGCUUUCUGCUGGCAUUUUGAAGAUCAUUGCUUUUACUCAAUGAAUUACCUGCACUGGGGAGAACCAAAAUGUUGGUACAGUGUUCCUGGUAGCGAAGCCAGUGCUUUUGAGGAGGUGAUGCGGAGCUGUCUUCCUGAUCUUUUUGAUUCACAACCAGAUUUGCUCUUCCAGCUUGUCACCAUGUUAAAUCCAUCUGUCUUGCGGGAAAAUGGUGUUCCAGUUUACAGUGUACUGCAGGAGCCUGGAAAUUUUGUCAUCACAUUCCCCAGAUCAUAUCAUGGAGGAUUCAACUUCGGUUUAAACUGCGCAGAGGCUGUCAAUUUUGCUCCAGCUGAUUGGCUACCUCAUGGUGGGUCUGGAGCUGAGCUGUAUAAACUCUAUCGCAAGGCUGCUGUGUUGUCUCAUGAGGAGCUUCUUUGUGUGGUAGCCAAGAGUGAUUGGGAUAGCAAAGCAUCAUCUUACUUGAGGAAAGAGUUACUUAGGAUGUAUACCAAGGAAAGAAGCUGGAGAGAGAAGCUUUGGAAAUGUGGCAUGAUAAGAUCUUCCCCCAUGCCACCUAAGAAGUCUUCAGAAUAUGUGGGUUCUGAUACUGAAGAGGAUCGAACAUGCAUUAUAUGCAAGCAGUAUCUAUAUCUCUCUGCUGUUGUCUGUCGCUGUAGGCCAUUAGAGUUUGUGUGCCUGGAGCACUGGGAGCACCUUUGUGAGUGUCAAUCAAGGAAGCAUCGUCUCCUCUAUCGUCAUAAUUUGGCAGAAUUGUAUGAUCUGGUGCUCAAAGUGGAUAUAGAAGAUUCUGAAGAGGCACCACGAAGUGAUAGUUCAAGAAGACAAGUCUCAGGUCUCAAUAAGACAAGUUCUUUGUCUAAAAAGGUGAAAGGCACAAGUAUUACAUAUGCUCAACUUGCAGGACGGUGGCUUGUCCGGUCACGUAAGGUUUUGCAGAGUCCAUAUUCUGGUCAUGCAUAUGCUACUCUGUUGAAACAAUCUGAACAGUUUCUUUGGGCUGGUACAGAGAUGGAUCAAGUUCGGGAUGCAGUAAAUAAUUUGAUUGAAGCUCAGAAAUGGGCAAAGGGGAUAAGAGAUUGCCUUUCUAAAGUUGAAAACCAGACAAAUAAUCCUGGUGAGAAAGUGCAUCUGGAUUAUGUUGAUAAAUUGCUUAGUGUUGAUCCUUGGCCCUGUAAUGAGUCUGAGCAUCUAAAGCUGAAGGAUUUUGUAGAAGAAGCUAGGUUGUUGGAUCGGGAAAUUGAGGCUGCACUGUCAACAUCCUCCAAGAUCAACGAGUUGGAAUUAUUGUAUUCCAAAGCACAUAGCUUACCUAUCCAUUUGAAGCAGUCAGAGAAGUUAUCUAAAAAACUUUCUUCAGCAAAGGCAUGGAAAGAAUGUGCAAUAAAACACUUGUUGGACAAAUCUUCUGUGGCAAUUGACAUUGAUUUUCUUUACCAGUUGAGAUCAGAGAUAUUGGAGCUUCUGGUUGAAGUUCCCGAGACAGAAAUGCUUUCGAAUUUAUUAAGUCAGGCUGAAGCAUGCCAGGUUCACUGUAGAUCACUACUGAGUGGUUCUAUUACUCUGAAGGAUGUUAAAGUGCUUCUUCAGGGAAUGGAUGGAUUAAAUGUCAAUAUACCAGAGUUGACAGUUCUUAAGCAAUACCAUAUUGAUGCUUCUAGGUUGAUUGACCGUUUUAAUAGUAUUCUAGUGAAUGUUCAUGAAAGGGAAGAUCAACAGACCAUUGUUGAUGAGCUGGAUUGCAUACUAAAAGAGGGUGCAACUUUGAGAAUUCAAGUUGAUGAGAUGCCACUUAUUAAGAUUGAGUUGGAGAAGGCUUGUUGCCGAGAGAAGGCGUUAAAGGCACGUAAUACUAAGAUGCCACUGGACUUUCUUCAGCAACUAGUGGUUGAGGCUGUCAAGCUACGGAUUGAGGGGGAGAAAUCUUUUGCUGAUGUAUCCAGAGUAGUUGCUGCUGCUAUGCACUGGGAGGAAAGAGCGAAUGAUGUCCUUGCACGCAAUGCUCAUAUGUCUGAGUUUGUGGAUCUUUUAAGGACUUCAGAAGACAUUGGUACUAUUUUGCCUUCGCUAGAGAUUGUCAAGGAUGCAGUAUCAAAGGCAGAGACCUGGUUAGAGAAAUCUAAGCCGUUUUUAGAACCUGAUCUUUCUGUUGCUUCUUCCUCUUGUUUCUCACUGAAACUUGAGGACCUACAGGAGUUAGUUUCUGAGUCAGAGUUUCUUAUGAUAUCAUUGGAGGAGAAAAGUAUGGUUGAAAUAGUUUUGAAAAAAUGCAUGGAAUGGGAGCACGGUGCCUGUUCUCUACUGCAGGAGGUGGAGUGCCUAUAUCAUACUAUUGACAUUGGUGAUGGGAAGAGCAAUGGUCUUGUUUCAAAAAUUCAACAGCUAGUUACCUCUCUGAAAUCUGUCAUAAAUUCUAGUCUCUCUCUUGGUUUCAACUUCCAUGAGAUUGCAAAACUUGAAAAUGCGUGUUCUACACUGCAAUGGUGCAAUCAAGUCCUCCUUUUCUGUGAUGGCAAGCCAUCUUGUGAGGAUGUUGAGAGGUUGAUGGCAGUAGCAGAGCACCUUUCUAUAAUGUGUACCUCCCAUACUAUGUUGAGCUCACUGAUUUAUGGCGUGAAAUGGCUUAGGAAAGCCUCAGACGUGAUACCUGCACCAUUAAAUUGUCAAACAUGCAGGUUAUCUGAUGCUGAAGAAAUUCUUGCAGAAUACAAGGACAUUAAUGUCUCUUUUCCAAUGAUGGUUGCACAAGUUACAGAUGCCAUACGGAAACAUGGGUUAUGGCAAGAAGAUGUGUGCCAUUUUUUUGCUCUGGAAUUCAAGGAUAGGUCUUUGUCUCAAAUGGUAGAGCUCAAGGAGUCUGGGAAAGGUGUAGCCUUUACUUGCACAGAGCUAGAUAUGGUUUUAUCAGAAGUUGAAAAGGUUGAGAAAUGGAAGCAACGAUGCUCUAAUAUUAUUGGGACUUUGGCUGGAGAUGUUUGCUCACUGCCUGGAGCCUUAGAGAAGAUCAAGGAGUCUCUAGGUAAAUCUUUGGACAUAUAUGAGAAAUUGAGGGGCUCUGAAGGGAAAUACCUAUGCAUGUUGUGUGCAAGUUAUGAGAAUCUGGAGUUUUUAACUUGCUCAACAUGCAAGAAUUGCUAUCAUUUGCGGUGCCUACGAUUAAAGUUUGUGGAAGCUCACAAUUGUCCCUCUUGCCAUUUCUUUUUGGGUGAAUUGGUACCUCAAGAUGGCAGUGGAUUUUUGGCUAGUGGCAAGCAACCUGCUUUAAAGAUGCUCACUGAACUUCUAUCUGAUGGUGAAACAUUCUGUGUAAGGAUUGAAGAAAAAGAUCUGUUACAACAGCUUGUAGACCAAGCUUUUGCUUGCCGAAUGCACUUGACAGAAAUAGUUGACUUUGAAAUGUCUUACUUGGAUAAAGAUCUAACUGUUGUCUCCAAUAAACUUACUGCUGCAUUGAAGGCCAUUGAAGUGGCAAUUACAUAUGAUGAUCAAGGUAAUUGCAACCUGGUGCGGGCAUUGGCAAGACAUUCUUGGAGAUUAAGAGUUAAUUGUUUAUUAGACAGUUCAGAAAAGCCUACAAUCAAACAGAUUCAGCAGCUUCUAAAAGAGGGAAUGGACUUGAACAUUUUACCUGGAGAUUACUUCAGAAAGGAACUUACGGAAUUGGAGGACACUGCUUUGCAGUGGGCAGAUCGUGCUAAUAAGGUUGUGGCGGAUUCAGGGGCCCUUGGUUUGGAUAAAGUUUAUGAACUAAUUGUAGAAGGAGAAAAACUACCUGUUUUGAUGGAGAAGGAACUUGAGUUAUUAAGGGCUCGAAGCAUGCUUCAUUGCAUUUGUCGGAAGCCCUACGAAGAGAGAUCAAUGAUUGCUUGUAGUCGGUGUGGUGAAUGGUAUCACAUUGCUUGUGUUAAACUAGUGUCCUCACCAAAGUCUUACAUCUGUGCUGCAUGCAAACCUCAGACUGAAGAUGAAUUGUCUUUGUCACCCCUGUUGGAUGAUCCGAGAUUAACAAGCACCAAAUUUGUUGAACCAAAGACGCCCUCUCCUCAACAUACAAAACCAGGAAAGCGGCCGAAAAUUUUAGGAGCCAGUGUAAGGCAAAAGAUUCCGACUGCUUCUGAUUCGGAUGAUAAAUUACGGCGUUCAGGUGGAAUGGAUCGAUUGUGGUGGCAAAAUCGGAAGCCAUUUAGAAGGGUGGCCAGGAAGCGUUCUGAGCUUGAGAGCCUUAGUAGAUUUUUUUAGCAUACAAGAUCGUGACCAUAGGUUCUCCAGUCAUUUUAUCAUUUAAUUUAUUCUUUUGAUUCUUGUAUAAGCAAAUAAACAAUCACGGUCAAUUUACUCGGCUAGACCUUCUUUUUUUUUAUUUUUAAUUUUCUUGAAAUAUUUAUGGGCUACUUGGGGGGAACAGAUACGAACAACGUGUGUUGGGUAUUUGGUCAGAUCAGAAGGCCCUAAUAAUGAGAUUUAUGAGAU